AUGAAUCAGCAAGCAAGGAGUAAUACCCCAAUGGAUAAUUUCUCUCAGUCAGCAGCUGAAACUGAUGAGGAUCCCAGUUUUCUUCGAAAAACAUUUCAGCAUCUCAAACAGCUCUGUAUGGCUUGUUCCACGGGCUCUGAAUAUAUUGAUAGUGACUCUGAAUACAUAUACAAUCAAGAAAUGCCCAAUGAGCAUAACGAAUUGGGUUUCGAAUCGUCCAAUGUUUACAAUGACUCUCUGACAUCAAACAGCUUCAAUACUUCAGUGGAGGCACUGAGUCUUGAUUACUCGCUCAGCAUGCCGCAUGCAGACACGCUUUUAAGAUUGAGCAAUCUACCUACAACGCAACAAUUUGCAGAGGAGAAAGGUUCUAUUACUCAGAAAAAAGAAGAAACAAGAAGAAUCAAAGUUCCAUUCGAGAAAGGAUUCUUCAGUAUUCUGUACGGCACAUCACGCACUCCUUUUCUGCAUGCACAGUAUGCAGAUUUUUUUAUGUCAGAAUCCCAAGCUCCUAUAUCAAUUGAGAUUGAUAACGAAAAUGCAAAAAAGAGUAUGAGACUAGCCGAGAAAAACUUUCCAGAGGCUUUCGAGCAAUUUAUCAAAAUUUUAAAUGGUCCUAAUGUGCCUUUGUCUGUUCUGCUUCAUCACGUUAUGCUCUAUGACCUAUACUCUCCUAGGCUUAAGGACGCAAUAUGGGAGACUAUUAAAAAUUACCUCCAAAAGAUGAAAGGCAGCUAUGGAUAUACGGACUUGCAUGUCGAAGCCGCACGAUACAAACUUACACACCCAAGGUUUAUCAUGAUCCAUCCGGAUGAAAUCUUCUCCGUUUAUAACAAUCCUGACUGGGUUUGUGUUUCCAACGAGCAUCUUCACUGUAAUAUACACAUCCAACCUAUCGUCAGCAACGCCAUGAAAAGUAGAGAUGACCGCAUAAGAGAAGUGGCUUCAAACUGUCAAACUCCCAUUGAAUAUGCAUGGUUAGCGCUAGGACUCGCGUUGCGAAAGAAGGCCUCUAUAUUCCCAAUUCAUGCCUAUUUGAAUUGUAAAAUCAAGCUUUACGAUGAGUCCAUUCCUCCUUCUUUGUUGUAUUAUUCGAAAGAAGAUGAAAACAUAAACACUUCAAACAUUGAGGAAAUUAUUAAUUACAUGUAUGAAAUCUUUAAUGCAGAAGCUGCUCUUUGUGGUACUUCGUGCAAGAAUAGGGACAACAUCAAUGUUUCAAAAACGGAAGUCUCUUAUCUUGAUAUUAACAACAUCAAACGAGGAAAAGAAGCUAAAACCAUGAAUCCAUUUGAGCCGGAAAACGUCACUCCCGGUAGUUGUUAG
Molecule: messenger RNA, 1326 nt
Organism: Schizosaccharomyces osmophilus
Lineage: Eukaryota; Fungi; Ascomycota; Schizosaccharomycetes; Schizosaccharomycetales; Schizosaccharomycetaceae
Gene: mug131
Product: UPF0300 family protein 4
Exons: 1
Coding region: 1-1326 (441 amino acids)
Source: RefSeq, a predicted model, not a curated record